Aspergillus bombycis is the source of this 267-nucleotide messenger RNA. Its product is annotated as Tim10/DDP family zinc finger protein. Lineage: Eukaryota; Fungi; Ascomycota; Eurotiomycetes; Eurotiales; Aspergillaceae. The record is from RefSeq and is a predicted model, not a curated record. The coding region runs from base 1 to 267 and encodes 88 amino acids. The transcript has 2 exons.
AUGGAUCAACAGCUCGAUGUCUCCAAGCUCAGCGAUGCCGACAAGAAAGAAUUGAACCAGAUUUUAACGAACGAGGCUCAGAAGUCAAACAUCCAGCAAACCGUGCAUCACCUCGCCGACGUUUGCUGGAAGAAAUGUAUCACUGGGAAGAUUUCGUCCGGUCGCUUGGAUCAAUCUGAAGAGGCUUGUGCCCAAAACUGCGUGGAGCGUUGGAUGGAUACCAAUCUUGCUGUUUUAAAACAUUUGGAGGCUCUUCGCUCACAAUAA